AUGACUUCUAAGAGGCUACCCGCUGACACUUGUGACAGGCCGCUUUAUAAAAUAGUGGUUGUAGGUGAUGGAGGUGUUGGAAAGUCUGCACUAACAAUCCAGUACUUCCAGAGAAUGUUUCUUGAAGAACAUGAUCCUACGAUUGAGGACUCAUACAUCCAGAACGCUGAGAUCGAUAAUGAGCUGUGUAUGUUGUAUGUACUGGACACUGCAGGACAGGAGGAGUUUAGUGCAAUGCGAGAGCAGUAUAUGCGCAUAGGUCAAGGAUUUAUUAUUGUAUACUCAGUGACAGAUCCUCAGAGUUUUGAAGAAGUUCAGCGAUUUCACAAAGAAAUUUCACGGUGUAAAGACUGUGGUUCUUAUCCCAUGAUAUUGGCAGCAAAUAAGAUUGAUUUGUCUCAACAACGCCAAGUUUCAGAAGAAGAGGGUAAACGUCUAGCCACUUAUCUCCAAGUUCCUUACAUUGAAACAAGUGCUAAAGAUCCUCCAGUUAAUGUAGACAAAAUGUUUCACGAUAUGGUACGAAUUAUCAGAAAACUGCCGCCACCACAAUUAAUCUCGAAAGGUGAUCGUAAAAAAGUUCGUUGUUUGUUAUUAUGACAUGUUCGUUAAUGUGCAGGCUAUUUAAACUUUUCUCAUAUACUUAAACAAAGCGUAAUCAUCUUCAGUGCCUAGGUGCUUCUUCAAUAUUCGAUGAUAUCAAUGAUAAAACAUCUGUAUACAUCCUGCAUACCCCCACCCUGCCUUCUUUUAUCCUGUUUCCUUCCUAACCGAUUCACAAUGUGCUUCUAGAUGUCUAAACAGAUAUGUAAAAUGAAAAUGUUAAUGAUAGUAUUCCAGUGAAUUUAGCUAAAAUAUCAUAUCAGUUAAACCUGUGAUUUGGUAUUUACUUUCUCCUACUCUUCACUACCUUCAAUCUCCAGGUUUUUUUAAACAUCUACUACUAAUAUUUUUGUUAUAUGCUUUGAAACGAUUGCAUUAAUGCGGUGUUAAACAGUAACCAUAAUAAUAAUAACAACAACCCGAAUUGCGCCGAUUCCACCUACUUAACCACUUAUUUUCCCCCAUCAUAUUAAACAUACAUACACAAACACUGACAUUUUGUACAGGAUUUGCUUCUAUAUUUUAUUUCUCUGUAAAACAAGUUUUUUUCCUAACUGUUAUCGGUUAUUAUACUUGUACCUUCCAAUUUUGCACUAUUGUAUCAAGUCUUGCAUACGACCACACUAAAGUGGUAUUUUCGAAUAAUGUUGAACUUUAAUGCUUCAGUGGUUCCUACGUGAUAUCUUGCUUCUAGUAAUAUGUAUUUGGCUGUUCGUAUGGUUUUUAUACUUACCUGAUCAUUUUUGUACUUAUUCAAUACUAAUGAUGAAAUAGUUCUACGUUGUGACCGACUGAAAGAUGUGAUACUAAAAUCAACAGUAGUAAUAAUAACAUUAAGAAGUGUACGCCUGUUUUUUUCUGUCAGAAUCAUUUAUUUAGGCUAAUACAACCACUUUUUGUAAAUCUUUUGUUUUCUCUACAAUUUCUGUUUGCAACAUACACAUCUGUAACUGAUUAAGCUUUUGUUUUAUUCUUUGCAAGAUGGUCGUGUAUAUUUCCACUCUGAAAACGUCGAUCAGCUUGCUGUCAAACAUUUGUGGCUUGAUACUCAUCCAGUUCUCAGCGUCUUUACAUCGUAAAUAUAAGUUCUUCCUUCUUUUUUCUGUACCUUUCCGUUUCUAUAUUUAUGUAUCCCCUUUUGUCUUUCCUAUCUAUAAUCCGUCUCGUAGGUGUUGUACAUUCUACCUAUUGAUUACGUUGAUAAUGUUUUUCUACCAUGUUAUUGUUACUGAUAUGGUAAUUGUGUUGCUUAUUAUCAUCUACUGGGAUGCUCUUCGUUAGUUUAACCACCUAUUUUAACUUCAGGGUAUUCAGUAUUCAUGUCCAUCUGGCUAAAUUUUUCAAUGCUGUCCAUUUAGAAGAGGGCUACAUAUCAACGACCUUGUAAACAACUGAUUACGAUACUUUCCAAAGGAAAUGGAUAAGUGUUUAGUUGUAUAUUGUGAUUGAUUGAUUAUUUAUUAUUCUGCCUCAAAUUCUUCCUUAUUAAAUUACACUAAGAAAACUUGAGUGUUUAUAUAAAAUUACAAUAACCCAAAAUGUAAUCGUGUCUCAUAGAAGUCCAUUUGAUUUCCUGAAAAAAAACUACCUAAAAUCAUGUUUAUUUUGAAGAUAUGUUUAUAUACAGGUAGAGUACUUACGUCUUCAUUGUAAUCAACGUUUAAGACAUUACGAUGGACUAGUUACUAUUAUUGGAGAUUUCAGGAAACGUCUGAACUCAGUGUUAAUUCUUACUGAGAUAUCCUAAGCUUGUCUCUUAUUGUGACAUGCACCAUAGAAAUAGGAAUCUCAAAAAUGGUAGGAAAAUAUGUAGUCAAAGGAUCGUUUAGGUACUAGGGCAGCAGAUAGGAUAGAAUACAUUUGCCAUUUUACCUUCUUCAACCUGGUGCAUCAAUCCUACUGUAUGAUUGGAAAACAAUACCCAGAGCUUUUUUGUGAAGUUACCAAAAUUGGCUAACUAUUGAACUUUUUAAGUUGGCUAAGUAUAUCUAUUUUCUAGUCGGUGAGCUUGUUUCGUAUUCUAUUUUACAUUUGAAAAGAUUUUUUGUGCUAUUCUAAGUUAUAUGCACUUGUCCGUAUAUUUGAUAAAAAAACAUGUAUCUGUAGGCUUUUUCAAUGGUUAAAUCCUACCUAGUAUAUAUUUGUAGGAAACUUCAUUCAUAUCCCUUACAAUCCUAAAAUUACUAAUGAUUUUUCAAAGCUUGUAAAUUAUGACCGAGAAAAAUCCCCAACUUUUAUAUGGUUGUGCUGCUUAAAAUUCAAAAUUAAUGUAAGUAACCGGCAGGUUUACUUAGCACUAUACUUAGUACUUCAAGUAAACUAGUAGUUCUUGUUUGAUUUUCGAUAUAUAGUAGUAAGGUAUUACAGUUAUAUUUUGCUUUUUGUCGUUCAAGGUACAGUCGACUCGCAAUCACUUUUUUGCGUCUUACCUCGUGCGCACGUAUAUUUGGUGCCCCCCUGUACCAAUAUUUGUGUUCAAAUAAAUAAAAUAAAUACCUCGUGCGUAAAACAUCAGACUUUCCAAACAACAUGCUCAAGGAGGAUUGUUGGAGAAGCGUGGAUAUGUAUUUUUUCCACUAGGUACACUAGACUUAAAUAUUUCAAACAAGUCCUUUCUAUUUUGGCGUAAGGGAUUAUAGACUUCUGAGCAUCGUGAUUUACAUCAAGAACAUGCUGCACUUGAACAACAAUCAAGAAACACUAGGUGAUUGUUUCGUCCUAGUAUGGGCUCAGCAGUGUGCAUCGAUGAAUUCGCCGCGGUCAGACCAAAAACCUUCAGUUAGUGCCUAGUCAUUAAGCCCUUAUGGGAUGGUAUACAUUUUCAACUUCAAUUAAUUUGCAGUAUUGCACAACUGUCUCCCAACUACUUCAUUCGACACGUUCGAGCUCCGCUGGUCACUAGAACUCUAUGAAUUACAUAUCGAGAUCGGCCACUGGUAAGGACAUGAUUUUUAGUAGUAUUAGGGUAAGCGGUUUGCAGGGAUUGCUGAGUUUUGAAGUGUACAACAAAAACUGAGAUUAAUUAGACAACUGUUGAAAAUCAGGGGGUAUGUUACUGCAUAUUACGCGGAUUUCGAAUUUAGCACCCGAUCUCAUAACUAUCAUACAAAUUUCUGUACAAUGACACAGGGUUGUUAACAGAUAAGAACCUAGUCUACAUAAAGAAUAUAUUAUUUGGUAAAAUAUUUGUGUAUUCGUUAUUUUAUGAACCUUCGAGCUCAGUGUUUUUACACCGUCGUACAUUUAUUUUCAUUGUUUUCUAUCCACUUUUUGGUGAGUCUAAUACCAUCUUUAAUGUGAAAAUGCAAACAUAUACUUGUAUAGUAUUUCAUGUUAUUACGUAGUCUAAAAAUAUACUGACCGAACAUAACAUGAUAUCUUUGUAAUCAUACUGAAAAUCAGGGGAAGAUAAAAACGGGAAUAUCGAAGAAAUAAGUUGAUGUCUUAAAAUUAUCUGUCGAGUAAUUUUUGACGCACCACAUGUAGUCUUUGCUGUCCAGGCGCCAAUAUGUGGUGUGUAUUCAAAAUAUGGUUUUUUGAAUUCGGGUGGCAGAGGGUCGAUACAAAAAUUGUGGGUUAACUUUCAGAAAAAGUGAUAUUAUUUACUGGAUUGUAUAUUGACAUGUUUACCUAAUAGAAAACAAGUAAUUAAGUUGUAAUAAAAUCGUUGUAGACUAAACGCUUUACCUAAUUUUCUUACUCAUUAUUUCAAAAGGAUAUGGUUGGAUGUCUCGAAAUACAUUAGUAACUUGUAAUUUCCAAUAUCCCAUUUUUGUUUUCAUUUAUAGACUUUUUGAGCUUUUCAUUGUUUACUGAAUUCUCAUCUAGAAUUCCCACACUAACUUAUUUGUUUAACUUGACAUUUUAUAGUCUUUCUAUAUUUAUUGUUAUCUGGCUAAUCUUCGUUGUUAUGACAUAAAAUAUGUACAUUGAUUGCAGUGAAUUAUUAUUUCUAGGCUGUAAGGAGCUGAAGAGAAAUCACGAAAUAAAUUCAUCAUAUUUUACU
Molecule: messenger RNA, 4609 nt
Organism: Schistosoma spindalis
Lineage: Eukaryota; Metazoa; Platyhelminthes; Trematoda; Strigeidida; Schistosomatidae
Source: the annotation of a GenBank genome assembly